AUGGCCUCGCCAUACUCACCUGACUCGAUAGCGUUCAAGAAACUCAACUCCGUCGACCUUAUAGCUUUCAACUUGGCCACAGCAAUAUGGGGUAACGUUGGCGGCAUCUUCCCAAUCUUUUUGCGUUCAUCGAAUAUGGAAGGGCAUGUCGAUUUGUCCCCUUUACUUUCCGCUGUUUCUGCUAAACAUCUCGUUCCAGGGUCGGGGGAAUUGCUCUUGAUUCCCGUUCUAGCAGUACCUCCCAUUUUGUUUCCAGUAGAUCUACAGCAAUCUGGAACUAUUACCGGAAGGCAAGCUCCAUGA
Molecule: messenger RNA, 303 nt
Organism: Psilocybe cubensis
Lineage: Eukaryota; Fungi; Basidiomycota; Agaricomycetes; Agaricales; Agrocybaceae
Exons: 4
Coding region: 1-303 (100 amino acids)
Source: RefSeq, a predicted model, not a curated record